Messenger RNA from Theileria equi strain WA, 333 nucleotides. Its product is annotated as signal peptide-containing protein. Bases 1 to 333 code for a protein of 110 amino acids. NCBI's taxonomy places the organism in Eukaryota, Apicomplexa, Aconoidasida, Piroplasmida, Theileriidae. The record is from RefSeq and is a predicted model, not a curated record. The transcript has a single exon.
AUGAUUCCAAUUAGACCACUUGCGCGUGUUUUGACGCACGUUUUAUGGAUUGCGGGUGGAAGCGUGGUAAGAGCCACUUACAAAGCGUAUAAGGAGGCUGUGCGCAACAACAAUGUCUCCAUGGAAUCCUACUUUAGACGUCAAAUGUCAAAGGAAGAAGCCGCAAAAAUACUAGGCUUUGCAUCGCAUGAAGGAGUUACUGUCCAACAGAUUGAGGAAGCUCAUCAGAGACUUCGGAAUAUAAACACACCGUCCAGUAACUUUGCUGGGUCUCCCUAUCUUUUAGAAAAAAUUGACGCUGCCCAGCACAUUUUAAGGAGCAAACAACCGUAG